AUGGCAGAAACGGUUCUCUCCUUUGUGCUGGAUCAACUCUCAACUUUUCUGCGCGAGGAGGGACGACUAUUGGGAGGGCUACGGCAAGAGGUCCAAUUCAUCAGGGAUGAGUUGGGGCACAUGAGGGCUUUCCUGAGAGAGGCAGAAACAAAAGAAGAAGAUGCUCAACCCAGGCUCCAAGAAUGGAUCAAGCAAGUGCGAGAAGCUGCUUAUGACACUGAAGACAUUCUUGAUGAAUUUGUAGCUCGCUUUGCUCGGCACCGCACAACAGGAUUCUACGGCUCUGUUAGGAGAAUUUUCAGCUCCAUCAAGAAUUUGAGAGCUCGUCAUCGGGUUGCUAGCGAAAUACAAAGCAUCAAGUCCAGAAUCAACAGUAUUUCUGAAGGUCAUCAAAGAUACCAAUCCGAAUACGGUAUCUCUGCCCAAGCGUCCAACUCACUAUCUGCUGUGAACAACGCAACCUGGCGCUAUAGCAGAGAUGACGCACUGCUUGUGGAAGAAGCUAAAUUAGUUGGCAUUGACCAGCCCAAGAAGCAUCUAAUUUCUCAGCUCCUCCAAGGGGAUGAUUACCAACUAAAAGUUGUUUCAGUGGUUGGUAUGGGAGGACUUGGCAAAACUACCCUAGUGAAAAAAGUCCACGAGGAUCUUGAAGUCAGAAGGCAUUUCCCAAUUCGUGCUUGGGUAACUGUCUCUCAGACAUGUGACUUUCAGUACCUCCUGAAAGACUUGAUUCAACAGUUACACAAGGAAGGGAAGAAACCAGUCCCACAAUCGAUCGAGUCUUCGAAUACCACCGAGCUGAAAGAAAUUAUCAAAGAUUUUCUUCAACAAGCUGGAAGGUAUGCAAUUGUUUUUGAUGAUGUAUGGGACGUGGAAUUUUGGAAUAUCAUCAAAUUUGCACUGCCCGAGAGUAGCCGUGGCAACCGUGUCAUGCUAACAACUCGAAGAGCUGAUGUAGCCUCUGCCUCUUGGCAUUGA
Messenger RNA from Coffea eugenioides, 978 nucleotides. RefSeq names its product putative disease resistance protein At1g50180. The transcript has a single exon. NCBI's taxonomy places the organism in Eukaryota, Viridiplantae, Streptophyta, Magnoliopsida, Gentianales, Rubiaceae. The record is from RefSeq and is a predicted model, not a curated record. Bases 1 to 978 code for a protein of 325 amino acids. Gene Ontology annotation, molecular function: ADP binding.